Ipomoea triloba (trilobed morning glory) is the source of this 1557-nucleotide messenger RNA. RefSeq names its product cytochrome P450 CYP82D47-like. Bases 1 to 1557 code for a protein of 518 amino acids. Gene Ontology annotation, biological process: defense response to other organism. Gene Ontology annotation, molecular function: oxidoreductase activity, acting on paired donors, with incorporation or reduction of molecular oxygen; iron ion binding; monooxygenase activity. NCBI's taxonomy places the organism in Eukaryota, Viridiplantae, Streptophyta, Magnoliopsida, Solanales, Convolvulaceae. The transcript is spliced from 2 exons. The record is from RefSeq and is a predicted model, not a curated record.
AUGGAUUUCACUAUGGCAGCCAUUGUAGCAGCUUUGGCUACCAUUUUUCUACUACUCCCCUUUAUCUACAACCUCUUAUUUGAAAGAGGGGCCAGCCAAAAACCACCCCAAGCCGGCGGUGCAUGGCCAAUAAUCGGUCAUCUCCACCAACUCGCCGCCCCUCAACCCACCUAUAAAAUCUUGGCCGACAUGGCGGACAAAUACGGGCCUAUAUUCCGAUUAAGGCUCGGCGCGCAUCAAUUCGUGGUGGUGAGCGACUCGGGAAUCGCCAAACAAUGCUUUACCACCAACGACAGAGCCCUAGCUGGGCGGCCCAAGGCCAUAGCUUCGGAGAUCAUGGGAUACAACCACGCCAUGUUUGGGCUGGUUCCGUACGGUCAGUACUGGCGCUAUGUCCGCAAGGUUGUCAUGCUCGAGCUGCUGUCCAACCGCCGUCUCGAGGUGCUGGGGCGGGUUUUGGAAACAGGAAUAAGAUCAUUUACCCAAGACAUCCACCGAACCUGGCUGAGGGACAAGAAUGAAUCCGAGGAUAUAAAGCUGGACAUGAAAGAGUUGUUUGGGAAACUAAUCAUGGACAUCAUGAUUCAGAUGCUUUUCGGGCAGCGGCCCGAGGAAGAAAGGAGACGGACAGUGGUGACAGUGAAGAAAUUCUAUGAUCUGUUGGGGGCGUCUGCUCUUGGUGAUUUUGUGCCAUGGCUAAGAUGGUUGGAUAUAGGAGGACAUGAGAAGGCUAUGAAGGAGACAGCCAAAGAGAUGGACACCAUAAUGGAAAGUUGGCUACAACAACAUAAAAGGAAAAGAAAUACGAAAUCUGAAGAAGAGGAACAAGACUUCAUGGAUGGAUUGCUGUCCAGUUUUCAUGGCGCUGAUGGGGAUGACAAAAAUAUUCCUAAAGAUUUUGGCGCUGACACAAUUGUCAAAGCCACUUGCACGAGUGUAUUAUUAGCUGGAAUGGAUACGACUGCCGUAACAUUAACAUGGGCACUAUCUUUAGUAUUGAACAAUUAUAGUGUGUUGGAGAAGAUCCGAGCUGAGCUAGAUAUUCAUGUUGGAAGGGAAAGGCAUGUCAACUUAUCCGACCUAAGCAAUUUCACUUAUCUUCAAGCAGUUGUAAAAGAAACCUUACGUUUAUAUCCUGCUGGUCCUCUUUUAGUGCCACAUGAAUCUAUAGAUGAUUGCAUGGUAGAUGGCUACACCAUUCUAAAAGGUACACGCUUAUUGGUGAAUGCUGCUAAGAUUCAUCGAGAUCCAAAUUUUUGGUCAGAUCCCAACAUGUUUCGGCCAGAAAGAUUCUUGAAUGAACACAAUGAGAUUGAUGUUAAAGGUAAUCAUUUUGAGUUAAUUCCAUUUGGCAGUGGUAGGAGAAUGUGUCCUGGGAUUUCUUUAGCACUACAAAUUGUGGAGUUGACCUUGGCCAGUCUUAUUCAUAACUUUAAUUUAAAAAGGGUUUCAAAUGAGCCUAUCGACAUGACUGAAAGCUUCGGGCUAACGAUUAUGAAAAAAAGUCCACUCUGUGCUCUCUUUACCCCAUGUUUAUCUUCACAUCUGUACUGUUGA